AGUGCGUUAGCRUUCAUGAAUAUACCAGACGUCUAAGGUUUAUCCUUAUGAAUUUUUUAUCUGUCCAUGUUAAAUAAUGUUUUAUGUGUAAGUUUUCCUUAGCGCCUACUAAGUCAAAGUCAAUCAUUAUUCAAAACCUGCGGACGACAAGUAGUGCUGUACAUGAAGAUUAUCAUCGACAAGAAACGAGAAAAACAAUUGAGAUUUUUGAAAUUKAUAUUUUGCAGACCGUCUUGGCCGUAUCAACGCAUUAAGACUAGUCAUGAACUGCAAAGGUUUAAUUUCGAGGGAUAUCAUAAGAUUAUGUUGCAGCAAUCUCAAAGAUUUUGUUAGUAUUUUUUUUCUCAAAAGUUCGAGCAAAAAUAACGAGAAAAAAAAAAAAAGAGAAGAAAAGAAAAAGGAGAAGGACUAAAAAAACACCAACUGGCAAAACGGUCACGCAUCCAAUUGGACGGCCGUUGCGCCCAAACUCGAGGGAUGUGAUUAGUCGAUUCCCGGUAGAUUACUCUAGAUUAGGUGCAUUGUUUUUAAACUUAAAGAUCGUUUGUCCUUACGCUCGCCCUGAUUGGUUAACGCASGCUCCUCAAGGAACACGACUUUCUGAAAAAUAAAUGCAAAAAAGAGGAAAAUCUAUAAAUUGAAUAAUACUUUUUCGUUUGCUCAACAAUUCAGCGUGCUACCAUGGCAAUCCAUAACCAUUUUACUAAGGAUUUAAAUGURAAGCGUACUCCGCCAGUUGAACCAUGACAACGAAAAGACAUUUGCAUUUAUGUGGCUCCAGCUCUAUCAUAUCGUAUGCAAAUUUCGCCAUUGAACGACAUCAUCUACGUGUUCGUUCGCUGUUUCAACCGAAAAACAAACAAUUCCAGGACAACUUCAGCAGUUACUACAGAGAAUGAUAGCAAGUGGUUUUACCAUGAACGAGUACAAAGACGACUUGUUGUCUUCACUGGAAAAACUACGUGUAGACGAGCUGCUCUGUGAUGUUGUACUUAAAGUUAAUGAAAAAUCAUUUAAUGUMCAUAGAUGCGUACUAGCAGCCAGUAGUUUGUACUUCCGAGGAGCUUUUACCAGUGAAAUGGCAGACAAAGAUGCUACAGAAAUUGAACUAGAUGUUCUUGAUACAGAUAUUAUGGAUCCKCUSUUGGAGUAUAUGUAUACUGGUAAUGUUACCAUCGACGAAAUUAAUGCCAGAAGUUUGGUGGCCGCCGCCGACUUCCUCUUAAUCCAAAGCCUGAAAAGAAUGGGAUGCGAGUUUUUGGAGUCGAUCAUUUGCCCUGAAAACUGUUUUGAGCUGCGCGACUUUGCCGAGAAAUACAGCUGCGACCAACUCAAGGAAACUGCUACAAUGUUUAUCAUUCAUAAUUUUGCCGCAGCAAGCGAAUCAGAAGGUUUUAAAGUAGUUGACUAUAAGGUGCUUUUAGAUUUAAUUUCACGCGAUGARCUUGUWGUUAGUUUGGAAGAACAAGUUUACGAAGCUAUAAUGACAUGGAUAAGACACGAUAUCAGCUCCAGAAARCAUUUCUUUGAAGAUCUGUUUUCAAAGAUUCGUCUGGCAUCAAUAUCAAAACAUUAUCUCAUUGAAAAAGUGGAACAAGAAAAGCUUGUUUCGCAAAGUUUUCACUGCACUAAACUUUUACUGAAUGCUAUGAAGUCAUUUGUCGUGUACGACGUUGAGCAAAUCCAAAAGCCACGGAAAGUUCUGGAAAAGUACGUUGAUGGAAUUGUGUUGUGCGGUGGGAACAGAAGUCGAGAUGUAGUCUGCUUCGUCCCAGACAGAAACAAGUGGGUCAAGUUGGCUGAAUCAAGCAUCGCACGCGACGAGCAUGCUGUCACUGUAUGCGACAACGUUUUAUUUGCGUUUGGGACGAACUUGACGGAAAACAGUCAAAUUGUUGAGCAGUUUAAUGUCAGUACAAACUCUUGGACACUUAUUACUGACUUGCCUCAAACGCGCUGCGCGUUGACCGCGGUYACAGCAGGGGAACAGAUCUACGUCAUUGGAGGACGGACCAGCCAUUUAAAGGCAACUAACAGUGUAAUGAGGUAUGAGCCAAGCAUUAACAAGUGGACCCACGAGACUGCGAUGAAAGYGAGUCGAGCAGGGCAUGCUGCAGUCUAUUUGGACGGAUUUAUCUACGCAUUAUGCGGUAUCAACAACGAUGGSGAGAUUCUAAACAGCGUAGAGAGGUACAGCCCAAGAUUAAAAGCCUGGCAAGAUGUYGUAUCCAUGCAGUCACCYAGAUAUUAUCCCUCGGCUGCUGUCCUCAACAAUAAAAUCUAUGUUGURGGMGGYCAGGGCAARAAUGGUAGCUGUAUGUCUAGUGGUGAAGUGUAUGACUAUAUCAACGAUAAUUGGUCGUCUUUGCCCAGUUUGAGUAUGCCCAGGCAGGCUGCCGGGAUAUGUCGGUGGCAUAAUCGAUUGUAUGUUUUUGGUGGAUGYAAUAAUUCCGGUCGACUAGAYACCGUAGAGUACUUCAAUCCCAUUAGGAAGACUUGGUCUGCCGUGACUAAGAUGCCAGUCGCACGCGCUUGGGUUCAGUGUGGGAUGCUCCGUCUACCAAUAGAAGUUGUCCGUAAAAAUGAAAUGUAAACGUUGAAUUGUCAACUWUUUCAUACUCCGAGGUCAAAUAUAUUAUUUUAUGAUACUAAAUUAUCUUAUAAAUUCUACGAAUAAAUCGUAAUAGUAGUGGAGCCUUUCUUACAUGGUAAAUGUGAAUAAAUCUGUUUUAACACU
Messenger RNA from Exaiptasia diaphana, 2737 nucleotides. RefSeq names its product kelch-like protein 20. Lineage: Eukaryota; Metazoa; Cnidaria; Anthozoa; Actiniaria; Aiptasiidae. The transcript has a single exon. Gene Ontology annotation, molecular function: protein binding. The coding region runs from base 896 to 2593 and encodes 565 amino acids. The record is from RefSeq and is a predicted model, not a curated record.